ACAUGGACGACGAGGAAGAASUGCGUAAAGAUGCCCCUUCUGUUUUACCAAUAGAUCGCAGAACAAUCCAUCAAAUAUGCUCAGGACAGGUUGUACUGAAUCUCGCUACGGCAAUGAAGGAGUUGUUGGAAAACAGUUUAGACGCGGGCGCUAAGAGUGUUGAUAUCAAGCUCAAAGAAAAUGGCGCGGAAUUGAUUGAGGUCUCGGACGAUGGCCAUGGGGUAGAACCUCAAAAUUUUGAAGCUUUGACGCUAAAGCACCACACGUCAAAGAUCAGAGACUUUUCUGACUUAAGUGCAGUGGAAACUUUUGGUUUUAGAGGAGAAGCUUUGAGCUCGCUUUGUGCUUUGAGCAAUCUGAGUAUUACGACACGACACAAGUCCCAGAUGGCAGGAACCAAAAUAGAAUAUGACCACAGUGGCAGGAUACUGUCAAAAACACCAUGUGCAAGGCAGAUAGGAACUACUGUGACUUUGACCAACUUAUUCUCAACACUACCAGUCCGUCAUAAGGAGUUUCAGCGCAAUGUAAAGAAAGAGUUUGUCAAGCUUGUACAUGUGUUGAACGGUUACUGCCUGAUCAGUAGCAGUGUGAGGAUUAAUUGCACUAAUCUUAUCGGCAAGAACAAGAAGAUGACGAUUGUAUCRACCACUGGUGGAGACCAGAUCAGGGAUAACAUUACUUGUGUAUUUGGGGCAAAACAGGUUCAGUCAUUAAUCCCAUUUAAACAAAUGGAGCCAUCAGAAGAAGAACUCAAUGAGUUUAACAUCCCAAACAGCCAGUCUACUUUGUAUGAAAUAACUGGGUACAUUUCUAAGGYGGACCAUGGGCUUGGUCGAAGCACUGCUGACAGACAGUUCUUUUACAUCAACAAGAGACCAUGUGACCUACUCAAAGUGUCACGUGUUGUCAAUGAGGUGUAUCACAUGUUUAAUCGACAUCAAUAUCCRUUUGUCAUGUUGGAUAUCUCCCUUCAACGAGAUGCUGUGGAUGUAAACGUCACCCCAGACAAGCGACAAGUUUUCAUGCAAGAAGAAAAACUAUUACUGGCCAUAAUAAAGUCCUCUUUGAAAAGAAUGUUUGAUACCGGAACAUCAAGUUACGAAGUGAACCAGAAACCUCUGAGUCAAAUGAAUUUAUCAUUUAUAAAAAAUGAUAAACAAACCACGAGAAACGAGAAUAAUGAAAGUGACGGGUUAAUCGCUCGAAGUCUGUCAGUUCAAACAUUUCCUUCGUUAAAGAGCUUCAAAAGGCCCUUUUCUUMUAUAGCAAACGACUCAGAUGUAAACAGAAAACCAAAGCAAGCAAAACUCACGAMUUUUUCUCAAGAAACGAGUAUUUCAAACUGCGAGGGACUCAAUAACUCRCUAGAACUGAAAAGUAAGGACGAAAUAUCUUGCGAAUCUUGUGCCGUUUUUGUCUGUGAAAAAAGCCAAGAAUCGCGCGAAAAUAUUGCAAAAGAUGCAUCAACAGUAGAUGUAAAUCUUGAUGAUGAAGUUCAGAUAAUCAAACAAGAGAAGGAAGUUCAAAAUCUUGAGGCAGAGGAGCGUGGAAGUGAGAAUUUUGAAAUGAAACACUCCAAUCCUGAUGUCAUUGAUUUAUCGAUAGAACCAGUGAAGACAAGUCUGGUAGAUGGGAAAAGUGUUCAAGACAACUCUGAAUCGCAAGGAAGAAUCACUACAGUAGAUGUAGUUCUUGAUGACGAAGUUCAGAUAACUAAACAAGAGAAGGAAGUUCAAAAUCUUGAGGCAGAUGAUCGUGAAAGUAAGAAUUUUGAAGUGGAAGACUCAAAUUCUGAUGUCAUUGGUUUAUCGAUAGAACCAGUGAAGACAAGUCUGGCAAAUGGGAAAAGUGUUCAAGACAAUUCUGAAUCGCGAGGAAGAGGCACAUCAGACAAGGGUAUUCGCACAAAGAGUCGCAACCUUAAAGAAAUCAUAAAAACACGAAAAACAAUGCAUGUUGACUUCAACAUUGAAAAACUUCAAAAUACAGGAARCUCAAGGAUGAUUCAACAAAACUUAGAAAGAACAGCACGGAUUUUUCGAGCGAAAAUCUCCCCAGAAAACAACACAGCAGCCGAAGAUGAGCUCACUAAAAACAUUACCAAAGAGUCAUUCGCAGAAAUGGAAAUUCUAGGGCAGUUUAAUCUUGGUUUUAUUCUAACAAAACUUGGUGAAGAUUUGUUUAUUAUCGACCAGCAUGCUUCGGACGAGAAGUAUAAUUUUGAGUAUCAACAGAAACAUACUUCUCUGAACUCACAAAAAUUGAUUGUACCAAGGAACUUGGAUUUGACUGCAUCUGGUGAGUCUGUUCUUAUUGACAAUAUUGAAAUUUUCCGUAAAAAUGGUUUUGAGUUUGAGAUUGAUGAGAGCGCUGAGACAACGAAGAAAGCUAGGUUGGUAUCAGUUCCUGUCAGUAAGAAUUGGACGUUUGGAGUUGAGGACGUGGAGGAAUUACUUUUUAUGUUAAGCGAUUCUCCCGGUGUGAUGUGCAGACCUACUCGUGUGAGAAAGAUGUUCGCGAGUCGGGCUUGUCGAAUGUCGAUAAUGGUAGGAACUGCUUUGACUCGUGAGCAGAUGAGAACGGUUGUGAAUCAUAUGGGUGAGAUGGAGCACCCGUGGAAUUGUCCUCAUGGACGACCAACUAUGAGACAUGUUAUCAACCUGAGCAUGAUUGCUGGUGUUAAGGAUGAUUAG
This is a messenger RNA of Actinia tenebrosa (Australian red waratah sea anemone), 2696 nucleotides long. RefSeq names its product mismatch repair endonuclease PMS2. NCBI's taxonomy places the organism in Eukaryota, Metazoa, Cnidaria, Anthozoa, Actiniaria, Actiniidae. The record is from RefSeq and is a predicted model, not a curated record. Gene Ontology annotation, molecular function: ATP hydrolysis activity; ATP binding; ATP-dependent DNA damage sensor activity. Gene Ontology annotation, biological process: mismatch repair. Gene Ontology annotation, cellular component: MutLalpha complex.